This is a messenger RNA of Closterium sp. NIES-67, 2951 nucleotides long. The record is from the annotation of a GenBank genome assembly. NCBI's taxonomy places the organism in Eukaryota, Viridiplantae, Streptophyta, Zygnematophyceae, Desmidiales, Closteriaceae.
AAGUAGGGUGGCGGAUGGCGAGAAAAAGAGCGCGCCCCAAGCUUUUGGUGCAAGGGAGAAUAGCCAGCCGAGUUCUUCCAGCGGCCCCUGCAACCACACCCGUGACAGCAGCAGCAGCAGCAGCAGCAGCAGCAGCAGCAGCGGGGGCGGACACUUGUCUGGGCUUCCUGACUCGCGGCACAGCAAGGAAGAGAAAUCGCAGGUCGCCCAUCAAGGUGGAGCAGGCUAUCCCGGAUAUCCCUCAGAGUAAAGCUGAGAGGCUGCGGGCACAUUUAGCAGCACUGGCUGAGGAGAGGGAGGCUGCAGUGAGGGAGUGUGGGGCAGCGGAGGCAGCCGUGGCAGGGCUGUCCUGCCAGCUGGCGUUGCUCGUGACUCAAGCAGAUGCUGAGGCAGAACAAGGCGAUCGAUCAGCUGCUGGCAAUGCAUCUGAUAACGAGAGGGCCCUUCCAGGAGUGCCUGCAGAAAAACCACCUGAAAAAACGCCUGAAGGAUCGUCUGACGAAGGGGCAUCACUGUGGGCGGGCCGUGUGAGCGUGCACAGGCUGACAGCUUGGCACCAUGGGAGGGAUGCAUGUGCGCUGAGAGACAUGGCCCUCAGAGGCUCAACCGCUGUCUCUCAGUCACAAAAUGUUGGCAGGCCUGCCAAGCGCCGUGUGACAGACGAGUAUGACGCGACGGAGGCGUGUGAGCCGAGGGAAAUGGCUCUUAGAGGCUCAACCGCUGUCUCUCAGUCACAGAAUCUUGUGAGAACCACAAGUCAACUCGCUGGUUGCCGUGUGAGAGACGAGUACGACGCGACGGAUGCGUGUGAGCUGAGGGAAACGGCCCUCGGAGGCUCAACCGCUGUCUCUCAGUCACAGGCACAGUCACAGAGCCAGCCGAGUGAGUGCAGCAGGCACCAUGGCAGGGAUGCAUGUGCGCUCAAGGAAGUGGCUCUUAGAGGCUCAACCGCUGCCUGUCAGUCACAGUCACAGGCACAGAGACAGCUGAGGGAUGUCAGCAGCAGAUGGAACUUAGGAGAGAAAGCGUGGCUGGCACGGGGAGGCAUAGCCAAUCUAGCAGAGCGUGGUACUGUUUCAGGUGAUACAGCUGGUACUGUUUCAGGUGAUACUGCUGGCACUGUUUCAGGUGAUACAGCUGGCACUGUUUCAGGUGAUACAGCUGGCACUGUUUCAGGUGAUACAGCUGGCACUGUUUCAAGUGAUACUGCUGGCACUGUUUCAGGUGAUACUGCUGGCAUUGUUUCAGGUGAUACUGCUGGUACUGUUUCAGGUGAUACUGCUGGUACUGUUUCAGGUGAUACUGCUGGUACUGUUUCAGGUGAUACAGCUGGUACUGUUUCAGGUGAUACUGCUGGCACUGCUUCGAGCGACGCAGCUUCUAGGAAACCUGCGCCAGGUUCUCCUUCCAUAGAUCCUCCCUUUCAAACCAGAGAGCUUCUGUGCUCUGCUUCUAGUGGCGCAGAUUUACUAGCAGUCAGCCCUCCUCCUACUGUUCUGCCCACCGAUUCACCACAGCCGCUGACAGUCAACCCCCCACCUAAGGUCAACCUUGGAGGCGCAAACGCACUGACAGUCAACCCUUAUCCUAGAGUCUUGCCAACCAACGCACCUCAGUCGCUGACUGUCUCCCUGUCUCCCGGCAUCUCCUCCCUCUUUGCCUAUGGGCCCAUCCGCACCCUUCCCCACCACUCCCUGCCGCAGCCUCCCACCCUUUCCACCGCUUCUGACCCCCCUGCACCGCUCUCCGCCUUUAACCCCCUCUUCCUCAUCCACCUACUCUCCGCCGCCUUCGGUCUGCUGGUCUUCCGGUUCAAGCCAAAGUUAGCCGACAGGGAGCUUGGGGGCGCAAGAGAGAGAGCAGGGAGAGAGAAGGCAGGGGGCGGAGGGAGGAGUGGAGCAGACGAGUCUGGACGGCUGGAUGCUGCUGCACGUGCUUCUGCUUCUGCAUCUGUGCCUGCACCUUCGUCGAGAACUUCAACAGGAGCAGUAGCAACAGGAGCAGUAGCAACAGGAGCAGUAGCAACAGGAGCAGUAGCAACAGGAGCAGCUCCUGAAUUCCCCAUGAGACUGGGUCAAGGCGUGACUUCUGAGUCGACUCAAAAGUCAACAGCAACAGCUCCCGAGGUUCCUGAGAGGCUAAGUCCAGGCGUGGCUGAUGAGAGGAGAGCAGCAGUGCAAGAGUCGGCUUUUGACGCGCCGCAAAAAGGGCCUGAGAGGCUAAGUCCAGGCGUGGCUGAGGAGAGGAGAGCAGCAGUGCAGGAGGCACGAGCUAUCCUACACGCAUUGAGGGCAAAAUGGUCCAAUCCCAGCCUUGCUGCCCGCCCUGCUCCUUCUGCUGUUGCUUCUCCUUCUCCUUCUCCCACCACCACUGCUGCUGCUGCUGCUGCUUCUUCUGCUUCGUCUCCCGCGUUUCCUCCUCUUACUACUGCUGCUCCACCUGCGCAUGCUCCUGCAUCUGCUUCAGCUGCUGCUGUUGCCAUGCUACACACAUCGUCACCGGCUGCCUCUAAGCCUCCCUCCCUCCGAAGUGGCUCUUUCACGAAGUCCGCUCUUAACGAAGGGCAAAUAGCACCAGGGGGACAGCAGGUGCCAGCACUAAUAGUGGAGAAGCCUUUGGUGAAGCAUGAGGGGCAGCGGGGAGGACAGACUCAGCUUCUGGUGAAGCAUGAGGGGCAGCGGGGAGUGCAGGCGAGUGCGCCACUUGGAAUGGGGGGAAUCAUGAGAGCUGCACAGCUGGAGGUCUCUGAUUGGCUGUCUGAGCUGGCAGAGGGCUCCCUGUCGGAUGGAGAGGAGUGUCUGCUUUAAGUUGUGAAAGUUUGAGGCAUGCGAUGGUACGAGGCAAUCCGACAUGUUGAAUCUGGUACUGGUAGUAUCAUUGUUGCUUCGCCAUGUGCACCUUGCGAGGCUAAUGACACAGUUGUGAGUCGGCAAGAAAACACGGAUCAUAAC